AUGCCAUUAAAUGUAAUUACUCCUUCAGAACCUAAAGACCCUUCCUUAAUUUUUAAAUAUAAAAAAAAAGAAGAAUACUCAGGAGAAUUAGAAGGAAUUAUUGUUUUAUGCUUCUUAGCGAUAUUCUUUGCAGUUAUUUUUAAGGUAAUUGAAGUCAUUUUUGUGGUUAUUUUUAUCUUGCUUUCAAUAUAUUUAACAGCACGAAAUGGAGAGAUGAACCUGUUAUCUGUAUUACCACUAUUAAUGAUGCUUAUGACUACAUCUGCAAUGACAUGGUUUCAACAAAAAAAUAUGGCAAAAAGACAGUCCAGUAAUAAUUAA
This is a messenger RNA of Plasmodium adleri (nom. inval.), 321 nucleotides long. Its product is annotated as conserved Plasmodium protein, unknown function. The record is from RefSeq and is a predicted model, not a curated record. The coding region runs from base 1 to 321 and encodes 106 amino acids. The transcript has 4 exons. Lineage: Eukaryota; Apicomplexa; Aconoidasida; Haemosporida; Plasmodiidae.